AUGCCUACUUUCCAAUCGAAGCCGUACCGCCAAUCCCAAGCUCUCAAUCCACUUGUCAGCAAAGUCAAAAAGCAUCCUUUUAUCCUCUUUGGAUUACCGUUUAUUGGUAUCAUUGUAGGGGGAUCCUUUGCAUUGUCACAGAUCACACAGACUCGUUUCGACCACCGUGAUAUGAGGCAUACCAAGGUUGCCAAGGAAGAAGCAUUGGGAAUGGACAAGAAUAGACGCAAACUAAGCUUACAGGAGGAAUAUUGGCGUUUACAAUCCAAAACAGAGGAGGAAUGGGAGCAAGUUCGUAUUGAACGACCACCAGGAGUGGAGUAA
This is a messenger RNA of Lichtheimia ornata, 324 nucleotides long. RefSeq lists its product as uncharacterized. Gene Ontology annotation, biological process: mitochondrial respiratory chain complex IV assembly. NCBI's taxonomy places the organism in Eukaryota, Fungi, Mucoromycota, Mucoromycetes, Mucorales, Lichtheimiaceae. The record is from RefSeq and is a predicted model, not a curated record. The transcript is spliced from 3 exons. Bases 1 to 324 code for a protein of 107 amino acids. Gene Ontology annotation, cellular component: mitochondrial inner membrane.